UGAACGAAUAACGAUAGAAAACUGAUAUAAUUGUGAUUCUCUGGUGAUUAAAGAAGAAGGAAGAUUAAUAUGAAGCGCGGGUGGUGGAGCGCCAGAAAGGAGUUGGUGAGCAGGAAGGAGAUUCAGUGCAGAAAUAAUUCUCCACUUGAUUCUCAAGGAGCUUCAGAGGAAAGUGAUGGUGAAAUUCUUGUUAAAAAAACAAGAGAAGGGGAUUUGCAAAUUCAUGAAGAGGAGGACGUGGCGUUACCAUUACUUUUCAAAAAAACUGAGGACAUAAUCGAUUCUUCAGCUACCUUGACUGAUAUUGAAUUAGGUGACCGUGACCCACAUGAUUCCACAAUAUCAACUGAGGUACACAAAUUCCCUCAAAAAAAUUAUGUCUUUACGAUUGGAUCUUCAUCAGCAACUGAAUCAAUCGUAUCUUUGUCUGACAAAGAGAAUAACGCACAAAUAAUGCGUCGAGCAAAUGAUAGGAGUCCGUUUGAGCAAGAGCAGCAAGAGCAAGAGAUUUCAAAAAGAGCCAACACUGAGGAAAUGCCAGACAAAGCGAGACAUUUUCAUUCUGAAUCUUCAACGAAAAAUGAUUUAUCGAAGAUGAUCCAAUCUACAGAAAAAAUAACUCUAAAAAGAGCUUUAAAUACGACAGCAACUGAUUCUUCGCCAGGUCGCCAGUACCUUCGAUAUGAAAAAUUAAAAUUUAUGAGGAGAUAUGUACCAGGUCUACAAAAAAGAUGUGCUGGUUUCCGUGAGAAGUCAAAAAGACAGGCGCAAAAAAUUAAAAAGUUAUCUGAUUUCGUUGAAGCUCUUUCAAAGAAAAGUAUUCUCAGUGUCGAAGAAGCAUUGAGGCUAACAGCUCUACCGAAGGCCGUCGAGAAUGCAGUAAGGAGGCUCCUCUCACGAAAAAAGAAGUCCUACACUGAUGAAGAAAAAAAUUCGCCCUCACACUCAAUUUUUAUUCACCGAAAGCGUAUGAUUACGCUAGGGCUGAGUGGGGAUUUGCGCUGCCCAGUCCAUCAACCAUUUCCAGAUGGUACAAAGUUGUUGAUGUAAAACCAGGUUUUACAAAGGAGGCAUUUGAUGCAAUUAAAAAAGCACAAGAGGCAAAUCCUUAUCAAUUGUGCGUACAGUUAUCGUAUGAUGAAAUGUCUAUUGCGCAGGGGACAACCUGGAAAGGUGAACAAGCAAGCGGAUACAUUGAUUUCGGAGAUGAAGAAGAACACAAUGGAAAACUGGCUCAAGAAGUACUAGUGUUUAUGGCUGUGGCCAUCAAUGCAAAAUGGAAGAUUGCCCUUGGCUUUUUCCCCAUCGUUAAAGCAAAUGCCUCUCAAAAAGCAAAUUUGGUCAGGAUUUGUGUCCGAAAUUUGUUGGAAUGCAAUGUUAAAGUCCUUGGUGUUACCUGUGAUGGAACUUUAGUGAAUCGUGCGACUUUUACAGAACUUGGUUGUGAUCUGAGCCC
This is a messenger RNA of Phlebotomus papatasi, 1456 nucleotides long. RefSeq lists its product as uncharacterized. The transcript is spliced from 5 exons. NCBI's taxonomy places the organism in Eukaryota, Metazoa, Arthropoda, Insecta, Diptera, Psychodidae. Bases 70 to 1050 code for a protein of 326 amino acids. The record is from RefSeq and is a predicted model, not a curated record.